Messenger RNA from Mytilus californianus (California mussel), 5098 nucleotides. Its product is annotated as Na(+)/citrate cotransporter-like. The record is from RefSeq and is a predicted model, not a curated record. The coding region runs from base 88 to 1851 and encodes 587 amino acids. Gene Ontology annotation, biological process: monoatomic anion transmembrane transport. The transcript is spliced from 14 exons. Gene Ontology annotation, cellular component: membrane. Gene Ontology annotation, molecular function: transmembrane transporter activity. Lineage: Eukaryota; Metazoa; Mollusca; Bivalvia; Mytilida; Mytilidae.
CCUCUUUUUAAAUCCGUCUAUACACACCUGAGUGUAGUAGGCGUGACGUAAAUAGUUAUAAAAGUAAACCUUAAGAAAAGGUGAAAAAUGGCUAACAGAGGUUCUUUCUGGUUUUUAAAAAAUGUGUAUGCCAUAAGGAGCUUGAUUAUAAUUAUAAUUGCCUUCGUAGGACCAUGUAUUCUGCUUACUAGUAAAUGUGAUACUCCGGAGUCGAAAUGCCUUUACGUUAUAUGUGUGAUGGGACUGUGUUAUGUGACGGAAGCAGUCCCAAUAUCAGUCACAUCCUUGUUUCCUAUCUUCCUGUUUCCAAUGCUAGGAAUAGCAACAGCAAAACACGUGUCUUCAAAAUAUGUAAAUGAUACAUCAAUGCUGUUUUUCGGAGGUCUGAUAGUGGCUGUUGCUAUUGAAGAAACAGGACUACACAAACGUAUAGCUUUAGGAAUUAUGAAGGUGGUAGGAGUUUCACCAAAUAUGUUGCUUCUUGGAUUAAUGGUACCUACAUGGUUUCUGUCUAUGUGGAUCAGUAAUACAGCGACAACAUCUAUGAUGUUACCCAUUAUCACAGCUGUUGUUGAUCAAAUGAAAAUAGCUGAAUCAGAUGAUGACUCAAACAAUGUCUCAGAUAAGAAAGAUAAUUCGAACGGACCAAUCAGUGAAAAGGAUAUCAAAAUUGAAAUUAGUGAUACACAGAGGAAAACGACACAACGUAAAUCAGAAGAAAUAAAGAGGCUCAGUAAAGCAUUUGCACUUAGCGUCGCUUAUGCCGCUAAUACUGGAGGAAUUGCAACGCUUGUUGGUACACCACCGAACCUUGUUUUACAGGCAGUUGCAAAUGACAAGUACGAUGCGGUUAAAAAAGGCACAGAUUCAGGAAUAACGUUUGCAAACUGGAUGGGAUUCGCAUUUUUAUUAUCGCUCAUUAUGCUCAUUGUUUCAUGGUUUUGGAUUCAAUUACUUUUCAUUCGAUGUGGGUGUUUGAACAAGGCAAACAGAAGUAGAUCUAAAGCCAUCAAGAUAGCAAUAGAUAAGGAGGUUAAAAAACUGGGAGAAAUUACUUUUGCAGAAAUAACAGUGUUGAUAGUAUUUAUCUGUUUAGCAAUACUGUGGAUUUUCCGUGAUCUUCCUGAUAUUCACGGCUGGUCACUUGGAUUUAAAACUAAGUACGUUAGUGACUCAACAGCAUCCAUCUUAAUGGCCUGUUUACUUUUUAUUUUGCCUGCAGAGAUACCAAAUGUUUUCUGUUGGAAUAAAAUUUCAAGCAGCACUAAUGAAUACGAGAAACCAACCUACCGACCGAUUUUGAAUUGGCAAGUAACUAACCAGAAAGUGCCUUGGGGAGUUUUAGUACUCCUCGGUGGUGGAUUCGCUCUAGCUGAUGCAAGUCAGGUUUCUGGAUUGUCUAAAUGGUUGAGUUGUGAGCUCAGUUCGAUAAAUGAAUAUGAACCCUGGAUCAUCAAUUUAAUAAUUUGUUGUGUUGUUGCUGGAGCAACAGAAGUAACAAGCAAUACUGCUACAGCCACAUUACUACUGCCUAUCAUGUUUGAUUUAGCCAUAGGAUUGAACCUUCAUCCAUUAUAUAUGAUGAUCAGUGUCUGCAUUGCUUGUUCUUUUGCUUUCAUGCUACCAGUAGCAACACCACCAAACGCAAUCGUGUUUUCUACGGGAUACUUGAAGAUUUACGACAUGGUACUUGCUGGUAUUGUUAUGAAUAUUAUCGGGCUCGGAGUAUUGACGCUGGCAGUUAACACAUGGGCAGAACCUAUAUUUGGUCUUGAUACAAUUCCGGAGAUGUUCAGGGCAACUAAUUCGAGCGAUACAAGUGAAAAUUGUAUUAAGCUGUGUGAAUUGUGAAAUCCAAUACCUAUACUUAUUUAAGAAAAAAACAUUUUGAUGCCAAGUAAAAGUGAGAAGCAAGCACAUCAUUUGACGUAAACAGGAGCUAGUAUAUUAAAAAAAAUCUACUCAAGAGAAAUCAUCUAACAUAAAGUAUACCGACCAAAGCAACCCUGACGUCAAAAUAGUUUUUAGGAGAUGACCAAACAGCGAAAGAACAUUCAUCUGUGGAUAGAAUUGACAUUAACUGUUUUUUAUAUACCACUUUAAUAUUACACUAUUCAAACAAAAUAGCAGAGUUCUUUUAUUGUAAAACUUAUUCUUUGACUCAUGUACUGAGUGCCGAUAUGAACGCAACACAUCAUAUUCCUGGUCCCUUUUGGUCCAUUUACAAAAGAAUAACAAACAAGUUCUGUAAAAGUAUUCAUCGUAUGAUCACACUGGACAAAUAGCAAAGGAUAAUUGUUGAUCUGCGUUACUUUUUGGUACACUUGCUAAAAGGGUUCAUUAUGAUUAGAAUUUUACAUCCAAGGUGGAACAUGUCAUUUUUUUAAUACAAAUGAGAUGAUUGUGGAGUCUAAAUAGAAAACAUAAAUAUCUGCCGAUUUGAUGUUUUCAUAAUUUUGAAAACACAUGUAGGUGUUUGAAGUACAGUAUAUUUGUGGUAUCAUUUGUUAUGCAAACGACAAAAACACACUUCAAACAUUUUACUGCAAUUGCUAUUUGCUGUAAUAAUUGGAAUAUAUUUUGAAAAAAUGCAAUAGGACUGUUUUGUUUGAGGACAAUGUCUAUUAAUUGGUUACAUUACCUAAUUGAGUGCAUGCAAUAUAUAAGUGGAAUCCUUAGUUUUAUAAGUAAACUUUAAUUUCAAAACAUCGUUAUUACAUUUUAUAACUAAUACGGAUUACAAAGAAGAGCUAAUAUAAUUCAUCUCACUAGAUAUGUGGCAAAAAGGUCAGAUGCUAUUUUCUUCUCCCAAAUGGUUGUCUGUAUGUCUUGACUUUUAUGUCUGUUUUUUGUGUAUAAAUAUAUAUACCCAAAAGUAUGUGACCCUUGUUUAAUUGUUAUUCUUUAAAUCGUUAUUUCCCCUUGAAAACCGUUUUGGUAAUUUUUGAAUCAAAUUGAUAAGAUGUGCAAUAAAUUUGGCAGGUUCAUAUUAUCUAAAAUUGAUAUUAAAGUGUCAUCAUAUAUAACAAGACAGACGUAAAAGAAACCCCUGUUAAUACCACAAAAAGGCGAUCAAGACAACAUAACAAUUGAAAUUAAUGCCUUACCUACGAAUUAAUAAGGUCACCGUUAAUAAAAUGUAUAUUGUUAAGUUUCUCCGCUAAUUUGGAAAAAAGUAAAUAUCUCAUAGUUCCAAAUUCUUUUCUAUGAAUCAUUAAACAUUAUUACAUAUGUUGUAAGUUUUGGGGCAAUGAAUCAUAGGGAACCUUUUUUUAUUGAUAUAACAGGUGUUGAAUGCUACAAAGGAUUUGGACACUUGUAUCACUCAGUUUAUAUUCAUAGGAUUCGUAUUGUUUUUUAUUCCUUAUUCCUUUUUUUAUAAAUUGAUGAUUUUAAUGUAUUAUAACUUUGAAUUUAAAAAGGCAAAAUAAAUGCCUCAGCUAACAUGUGUGCAUGUACUAGAAGAUAUGUCUUUAAGCUGGCCACUUGACUAUUGUUUUGUAAAAAGGGGAAGAAGAGUAUGAUUUGUCCUAUGUAAAAUCUCCUUAAUCCUAACUUCUCGAUUAUUUUCGCUACGCCAAUUACCCUAGUAAUUUUGAUUGAAAUCUCAUGAAAUCAACUGUUAUUGUGAUUAAAUUAAUAUUGUACAGUUUUAAGGCAAAAGCAAGCUUCAUCUAAAUGGAGACUAGCAAAAAUUCAAAGGAACACGUUUGUUUAUAGGUUUUUUCAUUAAAGUUAUUUUACAUUUCAUCAGACAUUUAUCAUUGAAUACUUGAACCUUUCUAUGGCUCAUUAUUCAAAUUCAAAAUGGUACACAUCUAAUAAACAUAGUACUCUGGACUAUCAUGGGUUUGGUAUUAUAGGGACAAUCUAAAUAAUACAAAUGUAAAGACGUGAAUAGGGCUCGUUUAUCUGGGAUACAUUUAUACUGUAUGAUCAAUACUUGUAUAUAUUGCUUAUUUUUUUUUAUAUAUAAUGUAUAUCCUUAAUUCUGAUACGAUCAUUGUAGUCAGUAAAAAACAAACAAAAAAGAUGUCAGUUUGUGAUGCUAUAUUUAAAGAUGGUGUACAUUAUGAAAAAUUUAUGUAACAGUAGUAAAUUUGAAUUGAUGCCAAUAAUCAUGAUAAUAAUGAAAAGAUAUAUAAUUAUAUUUUUAACAGAUAAACUGAUAAUCGCAUAUUGUAUACAAAAUAGUAAUCUUAGUGUGUAUGUUACUAUCUAUCAAGGAAAAGAAAAUUAGUGAUUGAGACAAAAAGUCUAAAAAUACUUGAACGUUUUGUGUUUUAAAUAUACCUCAUUUACAUGUCCGCAGCCGUUUAGACAACGAAAUCUUUAUAACAACUGCAAUAUGUGUUAUUUGAAAUGUCAACACGUUUUUGUAAACAAAAUGAACGCGGAUAGUCUGCGGUAACAUGAACAUACGCAUUCGAUCCACAUUCAUCAAGUUAAAUUUUUUGUACAAAAAAAGGUCAAUUAUAUACAUCUUUCCCUCUAUCUUCUCACUCCAAUAUUUCAAAUGAGCAAAAAAAUUCAUUGUAUUAUAUAGAAUCAAACGAUUACGGAAAAAUACUCAUCAAGUUCAGGGUACGAUCAACAAAUAAAUAUCCGUGUACUUGUCAUUGUGGCAAUACAAAGGGGGUCUUAAUACAGUUUAACUAUAAAUACCUGUACAUAAUGUUAUGUGCACGGGAUAUAUAUAGUAUGAACUUAUAUUUACAACAGAAACAAAAGAUUCAAAAUUACGCCACUUCCAUAUAUUUCAUUCCUAAUGAACAUAGUGGUGAUAAACUGUACCCGUGUAAACUUUCACUGUUUUUACGGUCAAAGUCAUUAUCACCAGUAUUUAUUAAUUUUCAGAAAGAUGGAAAACCCUAAAAAUAGCUUAUUUUUAAGUGUGCUGAAAAUGUGAAUAUAAUAGAUAAAACAGAUAAAUGAUAGAAUUAAGCUUAAAAGAUGAAAUGUGUUAUACAAAUAUACAUGUUAUAUUGAUAUUAGUAUAAAAAACGUAAAUAUUGUUGUAUAUAUAAUGUAUAAUUUAUUGUGUAUAAAUGAACCAUGUUGUAUAUAUGAAAUUGAAAUUAAAAUGCUACAUAUCUGU